This is a messenger RNA of Nymphaea colorata (pocket water lily), 1203 nucleotides long. RefSeq names its product NDR1/HIN1-like protein 13. Lineage: Eukaryota; Viridiplantae; Streptophyta; Magnoliopsida; Nymphaeales; Nymphaeaceae. Gene Ontology annotation, cellular component: plasma membrane. The transcript has 3 exons. Bases 157 to 948 code for a protein of 263 amino acids. The record is from RefSeq and is a predicted model, not a curated record.
CUGGGUCGCCCUCACCAUUGAGAGGCCAACUCUCUCUGUCUCUGAUCUCUUCUGUUUUCUCUUCGUUCCCUUACAUGUCAAUCCAAAGCUCCAGCAUCUUCCAACAUCAAUCAGGAAGCUCGGUCGUCUCCUUCUCCCUCUUUUAAGUCAGUCGUCAUGGAGGGAGACCGUACCUUCCCACAGCAGCAGCAGCAGCUGUCCGCACCGCCGUCCCCGGCACUGCAAAAGCCACCGGGAUACAAGGACCCGACCGGUUCUCCGGCGCCGGCAACGCCCUCUAGGCCGCCGCCAAGGCCAGCCAAGAAACCUCCUCUCCCGCCGGCGUUCCGCAAGAAGAGCAAGCGGAGCUGCUGCCGCUGCUGCUGCUGCUGCCUCCUCUUCAUCUUCCUCUUCAUCCUGGUGGCGGCCAUAGUGCUUGCUGGCGUCUCCGGCGCGGUCUACCUGUGGUACAGACCGUCGCUGCCUGUGUUCCACCUGCAGUCCCUGAAAGCGCGGGACUUCGACGUGGUGGUGGGGCCGGACGGGGCGACGGUGAGCGCGGACGUGGCGGCGAAGGUGCAGGCGACGAACAGCAACGAGAAGGUGGAGUUGCACUACGGGACGACGCGGUGCAAGGUGGUGGAGCCGGGAGGAGUGGGGCUGGGGGAGGCGACGGCGCCGGGGUUCUUGCAGGGCAGCGGAAACGUGACGGUGAUGGGGUUCACGACGACGGUGAGGAGGCUGGAGGUGGACGACGAGGUGGGACAGAGGCUGAAGAAAGGGGUGGCGACGAAGGCGCUGGCGCUGGGAGUGGAGCUGCGGACGACGGUGGGGAUACAGGCGGGGAAGGUGAGGACGGGAAGGGUGCAGGUUCUGGUGGCCUGCGGCCCCGUUCCCCUCCGGCGUCUCGACGCCGGCGACACCCCCAAGUGCAAUAUCCGGGUCUUCAACUGGUUUACUUUGCCAUAGAUGAUCGCGCACGUCAGUGGACACUGGGGAGAUGGGCGAGGUGUCGCCUAACGUUGGUUUACAUGGUGGACGUUCUGGUUAGCUAUAGGCGACAGAAGCUGAGAAAGUGUAAUAGAAAGUAGAGAGGGAUUCUUGAUUUGUUAUGCCCUUUUUCAUUUGUGGAAUGUACUCUAAUUGAACUUUAUUCAUAUCACAUGCUUAUUGAAACUGCUUAUAAUUCAAGUGCAUAUGUAAAUCAUCAAUAGUCUUUUUGGG